GUCGCGACUGUUUUGACAAAUGGCUGACGUCGGACAAUAAUCCAGUGUUUUUCCAAUUCGAAAAACAAUAGGGCGCGUGUGAUGUGACAUUCUUCGGCACCGCGACGCCAACAAUGACGCUGAUCCCCGACCAGAACGGCCUGAAGCGCACCUUCACGCUGCCCCGCAACCCGUUACGGAUGUCCAAACGCAAACCGAAAAAAGAACCUUCAGAAGAUACGGAUGAGAAGAACAAACGCGUCUUCCGUCGUCCUUCGAUAAGGAAAAUCAUCAGCAAGAUCACCCAGCACAUUACGGUACCAGGCUUCAAUCAGAACCUGGACAAUCGCGUUCCUCCAGUUGGACUACAAACGUGGGCCCCGGACGAAACGCCAGGCGUUACGGGGUUGAAGAACCAGGGUAACACUUGUUUCAUAAACGCAGUGGUGCAGUGCAUUUCGCAUACGGACGUUCUGGCCGAGUAUUUCGUGUUGGACAGGUACAAAGUCGAUCUGUCCCGCAGGAACAAGUUGAAUUCGAAAAAGUUCGGAACGAAAGGAGAAGUUACUGAACAAUUGGCGCAACUAUUGAAGGCCUUAUGGUCUUGUCAAUAUACUCCAGAACUGAGCUGUUCCUUCAAACAGGCCGUGGAAAGACACGGUUCCCAGUAUAAGGGUACUCAGCAGCACGACGCUUUGGAGUUUUUGCAGUGGCUUUUGGACAAAGUGCACGAGGAUUUGAAUACCGCUUCGAAAAAGAAGUACAAAAGUAUUAAGACCUCGGGACGUCCUGACGAGGUGAUAGCUGCGGAAACGUUGGAGAAUUACAAACGGUGCAACAACUCGUUCAUCCAGGGCAUAUUCCAGGCGCAGUACCGAUCGUCCCUCAGUUGUUCCAGAUGUCGGACGCAAUCGAACACCUUCGAUCCGUUUCAGUGCAUCUCCGUUCAGCUGCCCCAGUUCCACAAACAAUCCAUUUACGUCACGGUUUUGUACACGUCGCAGCAGCCGCGUCAGGUUCAAAUCGGGUUGAGCGUCGCGUCGGGCGCCACCGUGUCCGAAUUAAGGGACAUCCUGCAAUCGGACACGUCGAUAGAUCGUGCCAAUAUGCUGUUGACGGAGAUCGGCGAUCAGGGUUUUUUGCGCACCUUCACCGACGCCCAAUCGGUCGGUAUAAUCAGCGAAAUCGAUCCCGUUUACUGCGUGGAAGUCGCCCAGCUCAAGGACAUGGAAGAGGAGGAUGCGACGAGUGCUUAUGUGCUCUUGUGUUGGAUUAACGUUGCGGUCGGGGAAAAAGACUCGCAACGAUUUGGGAGCCCUUAUACGAUGCAAGUGUCCCGUGUAACUUCGUACGACGACCUACAAAAACUCAUACUAAAAGAAAUGGCGCCGAUUCUGCACGACGACAUCCUCACCUCUUCUCAACCGCGGGGCAUUUUCAAAAUGCGGAUAUCGGAUCCAGCAUGCAACGACAACGAACCGCCCUGUUACUUGGACGCCGACUUGGAGCAUCCCUUGUUUAUGGAGGCGGUGGACCAAGCGCUCGCCUUGUGUAGCGAGGAAGGAGGCCCGGCCCAUGUCAAGCUCGUGCUCGAAUGGAUGGAACAACACAAGCGAGAAAUCAUCGCUGACGAUCAGGAUCUCAUCGAAGAACACUCGAGUGUGAAGAUGUUGCGGGCGCAGGCUUUGCAAGGCGGAGCUCCCUUAACGUUAGAGGAAUGUCUCAGGGACUACACAGAAGCGGAAACGCUGACGGACGCGUGGCGAUGUCCACACUGUCAGCAGUAUCAGCCGGUGGUGAAAACGUUGGACGUUUGGUCAUUACCCGACAUUCUUAUUGUUCAUUUUAAGCGGUUCAGGCAACAGACGUUACGCGGCUGUAACAGUACCAAACUGACGUCGAUGGUGGACUUUCCCGUUCACGGUUUGGACAUGUCUCCGCAUCUGGCGAACAAACGUAACCUAAACCAAAACCAACAAGCGGAAGACGCUAAUCCGAUUAUAAUCAACAACCAUUCGGGUACGGGGACGUGGUCGCCGUGGAAACGCGCCCGCAAACAAUCCUCCGCUGACGACAACACGUAUGAUCUGUACGCAGUUUGUUACCACCAUGGAACUGAUCUUGAGACGGGUCACUAUACAGCUGCGUGCCGGAACACCUUCGACAACAAAUGGUAUCUGUACGACGACGCCAAAGUGGAGUGUUUGAACGGGGACGGAGCAGAUGUAAGUGCUGAAUUGGUGAACAACAGUGCCUAUAUUUUGUUCUACCAGAAGAGAAGCGGAGUCUAUGUGGGCGGUAGUACGAGCAGUGCGGCCAGUACCAGUUCGGUUGGUAGUUUGGACCAUUGGGUGGGACGGAUGCCUAAAUUUGUGCCGCCCAAAACCGUCAAACCUUCAGAUAGAAAACCCGUCAAUACGAGCGAUAAUCAUCAAACGAAAGAAUCAACAAAACCGUCCGAAACUGAAGUGGAACUUCGACACUCGCGCAAGUCAUUAAAUGAUGAGAAAACUGCGUCGACGCAAACUAUAGAUCCCCAAGACAAUUCUCUAGACUCCAAUCCUGAAAACAACAAAGAAGAAGCCUCUACACAGGAAAGCAUUACAAAAUCCUCCUCGAAGCCCAUUUACACGACCAGCAUAUACAUAAAUGCCCGUAGUCCGGUUUUGAGUAUGCACCGAAUUGAUGGAAUGGGCGAAGAUGGUGAGAACGUUGAAGUGCGUACGAAUGGCGAUAAAGAGACGUAUACGACUACGGCGUCUGUACACAGACAUUCCGAUAUGAGUCCGAGAAUCAAUGGCAGGGUCUCCCAGACGCAGCUCAAUUGGAUGUCUCCGCAACCAGUGAGAAAACUGAACACAUCUCAACAGUCAGUGUAGUAUUGUAAAUAACUGAAAGUUUUCUUUUCUUAAAACUACCAUGUAUAUAAUUUAUUAGGCACAUUCAUUAGUUUCGUUUGUUCUUAGAGAGAAAUCAAACGUUUUGUUAUCGAUUCCCGUUCUUAACUAAUGUAUUUAUGUAUAUAAUACAGUAAAACGCAAUGUUCAGUUGAA
Messenger RNA from Aethina tumida (small hive beetle), 3032 nucleotides. RefSeq names its product ubiquitin carboxyl-terminal hydrolase 31 (gene Usp15-31). The record is from RefSeq and is a predicted model, not a curated record. NCBI's taxonomy places the organism in Eukaryota, Metazoa, Arthropoda, Insecta, Coleoptera, Nitidulidae. Gene Ontology annotation, molecular function: cysteine-type deubiquitinase activity. The coding region runs from base 114 to 2858 and encodes 914 amino acids. Gene Ontology annotation, biological process: protein deubiquitination. The transcript has 7 exons.